Juglans regia (Persian walnut) is the source of this 2308-nucleotide messenger RNA. RefSeq lists its product as uncharacterized. The coding region runs from base 266 to 2071 and encodes 601 amino acids. The record is from RefSeq and is a predicted model, not a curated record. The transcript is spliced from 4 exons. Lineage: Eukaryota; Viridiplantae; Streptophyta; Magnoliopsida; Fagales; Juglandaceae.
AGUGUCCGACUGCCCGUAAUCGGUAUCUUCUUGACAUCUUGUAGCGCUCUCUCUGCCAAAUUAUAUUGCUAGACUAUCCUUAACGUUCCCCUCGGCCCUCUUUCUCUCUCUUUUCUCUCUCUCUCCCUCUCUCUCCAGAUGAUAGAUUGCUAGUAAAUAUGACAAUGUACUGUCAGUUUUGAACAGAAAACCAAGAGAAAUCUUUUCAGUGGCAACGUGUUUGCAGGGAUACAUCUUGAUCAGGCAGCCUAUUGGUUCGUGAAAUAUGGAACAGGAAAAGAAUAGGGAAGCAGAGACUGCUCCAGAGUCAUCUACUAAACCAGGGUCAUCUACUAAACCAGAGUCUAACAUUAAGGAACAAGAAAACAAAAAUAAAUCAGGCACUUCUACAGAGGCAUCUAUGAAACCAGAUUCUAUCAAGAAGGAAGCAGAAGCUCCUGCAGAGGCAUAUACUGGACCAGAGUCAUCAAGAAAGAAAGCCCCAAAUUCAUUAAAGGCAAAAUCUAAAAUUACAAAGAAGUCUCUUGGCAGUAACUUCUUGAACUCCAGAAAAGAUAAAGGUGAUCGACAGGCUCGGUGGAGACAAAGAAAGAAGAAUAAGCGUGUGCUGAAGGGCAACAUAGAAAGCAGCAAUAAUGGAGAAGAUUUAAGGCUAAAGUCUAGAGAAGAAGGCAAAGGGAAGAAUAGCAUAGAUGAAGAGCAUAAAAAUAAGAGCAAUCAACCUAAAAGGAACCAAAAGCCAAUCAUUGAGUUGGGACAGCACAAACAAAGAAAGAGAAAUGGAGGAGAGCAUGGCUUGGCAGACAGUAUAAUUACAAGUCAAAAGAACAAAGAAACACUUGAUGGCCCCAUAAAGGGCCAACAUGAUGAGAAGAAAGAAAAAAUUGGUGGUAUGAUCUUCAUGUGCAAUGCAAAGACCAAGCCGGAUUGUUUUCGCUAUCGUGUAAUGGGUGUCACAACAAGUAAAAAGGAUGUUGUGAUGGGUGUCAAACCGGGGCUUAAAAUUUUUCUCUAUGAUUUUGAUCUGAAGCUUCUUUAUGGGAUUUAUACGGCAUCCUCCUCUGGUGGCAUGAGACUUGAACCAAGAGCUUUUGGUGGGGCAUUCCCUGUUCAGGUAAGGUUCAGUAUUGAGAAGGACUGUCUUCCGCUACCUGAGAGUGUUUUUAAACAAGCCAUCAAGGAAAAUUAUGAUGGAAAGAACAAAUUCAAAACAGAGCUUACUGUUAAACAAGCUAGGAAGCUCAAAGAGCUUUUCCGACCUGCUGAAGUACAUUCAACUGCGCCGCCUGUCAGCACUCCGCUAGUUGCUAAAGAAGUGUGGCCUCAUGCUCACAAGGUAGCACUUGCUAGCGAUCCUUAUACCCAUGGCGAUUCUAGUAGUUAUCACUUCCUGCCUCAUGAAAGGGAUCAUCAGCAUAUUGCAUACAGAGGUGUGACAACUCUACCGAGAGUGGAAAUUCCUAGGGAGUUUUACCCGACUGAAAAGGAGUAUCAAGCUCAUGGUCUUCAUGGAGAUAGAAGAAAUUUAAUCCCCCCUCCUCAUGUUACUCCUACUUUUGAAACAUACCAAAUGGACCAUGAAAGAGUGCAUCUGAGACAGCCGGACCAUAUGGAGACCGUCCCUGCACAGAGAGAGACUGUUCGUGCGGAUCCUCUCUACAUGAAUGAAAAAGAGUAUCAGGCUUAUGGUCUUGGCGCUAGACGUGAAAUGCCCACCUCUGUUCCUGUUGCAACUGUGACAUCUGCGACUGCUUUAGGCUUCUAUAAAGAGGAUCCUUACAAUGCUUAUCGUUAUGGUACUUCAUCAGUGGAACCUUAUUUGCCACCUCUGAGGAGAGAGGAAGCCCCUUCAGGUUCUUAUUCUAUUGGUGGAAUGCAUCCACUUGAGACUGCUCAUUUACGCAGGACAGAAAAUGAUCGAGUGGGUAGCUUAUACUCCGCAUAUGAUGCUGCUGCUGCUCUACAGCACAAUAACCAGACGCAGCAUUAUCAGGCUGCUCAGCCUGAAGCCGCACCCGGGCCUGUUUCAUCUCGGUACUCAUUUGCUGGUCUAUCGUACUCAUACCGCUGACUGAAUUUGCAUCUUCCAUUGCCUCGCCUCCCCUUGUUAUAAAAGUUAGUCAAAUACUUGAACUUCUUGAAUUGUUUCUGAUGGUACUUAGGCAUUGAAUUUGUGGGCUGUGUAUGUUUUCACUUGUCGCGAAGUGCCUGACUCUGCAUUUUAGUGAAUCGCUAACUGAGAUUACCCAAAACAUAAAAAAGAUUGAUUACGAAGGUUGCACUGAUUAAUAUAUUUUCCAUAGUUGAA